Molecule: messenger RNA, 735 nt
Organism: Hypanus sabinus (Atlantic stingray)
Lineage: Eukaryota; Metazoa; Chordata; Chondrichthyes; Myliobatiformes; Dasyatidae
Product: transcription factor Sox-21-B-like
Exons: 1
Coding region: 1-735 (244 amino acids)
Biological process (GO): cell differentiation; anatomical structure morphogenesis; regulation of DNA-templated transcription
Molecular function (GO): RNA polymerase II cis-regulatory region sequence-specific DNA binding; DNA-binding transcription factor activity, RNA polymerase II-specific
Source: RefSeq, a predicted model, not a curated record
AUGUCUAAGCCUGCGGAUCACGUUAAACGCCCAAUGAACGCUUUUAUGGUAUGGUCCAGGGCGCAAAGGAGGAAAAUGGCCCAGGAAAACCCUAAAAUGCACAAUUCGGAGAUCAGCAAGAGGCUGGGCGCCGAGUGGAAACUUUUAACAGAAUCUGAAAAGAGACCUUUCAUUGACGAGGCCAAACGGCUCAGAGCAUUGCACAUGAAGGAACAUCCGGAUUACAAGUAUCGACCCAGGCGCAAGCCUAAAACAUUGUUAAAGAAAGACAAGUUUGCUUUUCCCAUGCCUUACCUGGCGGAUCAAGAAGGACUCAAGUCGGCCGCCCUGUCCGCCAGCGUUCUGCCAGAUUCUUUGCUCAGUUCGACUGAGAAAGCCAGGCUUUUUUUCCCGCACGCUACAGCGAACCCAUACUCGCUCUUCGAAGCGAGCCACCUGGGCUCCAAAAUGACCGAGAUCGCGCCCACCUCUCUGGCUUCCUUGCAAUAUGCCUCGCCAUUAGCUUACCAAAGCGGAGCGAGUGCUGCGGCGGCGGCCGCGGCUGCUGCGGCGGCCGCCUUCGGUGGGGCUCACACUCACAGUCACCCGUCGCCGGGCAAUCCUGGCUACAUGCUACCGUGCAAUUGCACCGGCUGGCCGGCUUCAGGACUGCAGCCCCCUCUCGCCUACAUCCUCCUCCCAGGGAUGAGCAAACCUACACUGGAACCCUACCCUGCCUAUGCAACUGCAUUAUGA